Messenger RNA from Hipposideros armiger (great roundleaf bat), 4679 nucleotides. It is a transcript of the gene BCL2, whose product is annotated as BCL2 apoptosis regulator. Gene Ontology annotation, molecular function: BH domain binding. Gene Ontology annotation, cellular component: mitochondrial outer membrane. NCBI's taxonomy places the organism in Eukaryota, Metazoa, Chordata, Mammalia, Chiroptera, Hipposideridae. The transcript has 3 exons. Bases 979 to 1677 code for a protein of 232 amino acids. Gene Ontology annotation, biological process: release of cytochrome c from mitochondria; extrinsic apoptotic signaling pathway in absence of ligand; negative regulation of apoptotic process. The record is from RefSeq and is a predicted model, not a curated record.
GAGGGGGUCCAGGGGGGAGAACUUCGUAGCAGUCAUCCUUUUUAGGAAAAGAGGGAAAAAAUAAAGCCCUCCCCCACCACCUCCUUCUCCCCACCCCUCGCCGCACCACACACAGCGCGGGCUCCUCGCGCUCGGCACCGGCGGGCCAGGCGCGUCCUGCCUUCAUUUAUCAAGCAGCUUUUCGGAAAAAUGCAUUUGCUGUGGGGAGUUUAAUCAGAAGAGGAUUGCUGCCCCCGUGCCCGGCGCGUCCACCGGGCCCCCCGUCCCUGGGUCUCUCUCCCGGGGAGGCGUGGAGCGGUCCCGCGGACAGGGGUCCACGUCUGUGCCCGCGCGUGUGUGCGCGCGUGUAAAUUGCCGAGAGGGGGGAAAGGACUGAAAAUUGUAAUUCAUCGGCCGCCGCUGCUGCCUUUUUUUUUUUCUUCUUUUUUUUUUUCCUCGUGCUCUUGAGAUCUUGGGCUGGGAUUCUUGCGGAUUGACAUUUCUGUGAAGAAGUCUGGGAAUCAAUCUGGAAAUUCUCAUGUUUACCACCCUCCCCUGCCCCCUCUCCCCCCAACUCCUGAUUCGUUCGGAAGUUUUAAAGCAGCUAUAAUCCGAGAGUUCUGAAGAUCGGUGGACUCUACCUUAUGCAUUUGUUUUGUUUUCAUUAAAAAAGGAAACUUGACAGAGGAUCAUGCUGUCCUUAAAAAAUACAAGAUCACGAAGGAAGCAGACUGAUAUUGACAAUAAUUAAUAAUCAUGUGCCUCAUGCAAUAAAGAUCCGAAAGGAAUUUAACUAAAAAUUUCCUGCAUCUCAUGCCAAGAGGGAAACACCAGAAUCAAGUGUUCCGCGUGACUGAAGACACCCCCUCAUCCAAGAAUGCAAAGCACAUCCAAUAAAAUAGCUGGAUUAUAACGAUUCUGCUUUCCUUCGGGGCCGUGGGGCGGGAGAGGCGGCGAGAGGUGCUGUUGGUACCCGGCUGCAGUUUCCUCGAGGGAAGGAUGGCGCACGCCGGGAGAACAGGGUACGAUAACCGGGAGAUAGUGAUGAAGUACAUCCACUAUAAGCUGUCGCAGAGGGGCUACGAGUGGGAUGCCGGAGACGCGGGCGCCGCGUCCCCGGGGGCCGCCCCCGGGCCGGGCAUCUUCUCCUCCCAGCCCGAGCGCACCGCGGCGCCCGCCAGGACCUCGCCGCCGCCGCCGCUGGCCGCCCCCGCUGCCGCCGCAGGGCCUGCGCUCAGCCCCGUGCCACCUGUGGUCCACCUAACCCUGCGCCAGGCCGGCGACGACUUCUCCCGUCGCUACCGCCGCGACUUCGCCGAGAUGUCCAGCCAGCUGCAUCUGACGCCCUUCACCGCGAGGGGACGCUUUGCCACGGUGGUGGAGGAGCUUUUCAGGGAUGGGGUGAACUGGGGGAGGAUUGUGGCCUUCUUUGAGUUCGGUGGGGUCAUGUGUGUGGAGAGCGUCAACCGGGAGAUGUCGCCCCUGGUGGACAACAUCGCCCUGUGGAUGACUGAGUACCUGAACCGGCACCUGCACACCUGGAUCCAGGAUAACGGAGGCUGGGAUGCCUUUGUGGAACUGUAUGGCCCCAACAUGAGGCCUCUGUUCGAUUUCUCCUGGCUGUCUCUGAAGGCUCUGCUCAGUCUGGCCCUGGUGGGAGCUUGCAUCACCCUGGGUGCCUAUUUGGGCCACAAGUGAAGUCAGCAGGCCUGCCAUAAACAAAUAUGCAAAGGGUUCACUAAAGCAGUAGAAACAUAUGCAUUGUCAGUGAUAUACCAUGAAACGAAGCUAUAUUCCUUUCAAAACAAGCAAAUAAACAACAACAAACAAACAAAAAAACCCCACAAAAAAAACAAAAACAGCUUUCAGGCGCAACGUCGAAUCAGCUAUUUACUGCCAAAGGGAAAAACAAUUUAUUUUUUACAUUAUUGAGGAAAAAAAAAAGAUUUAUUUAUUUAAGACAGUCCCAUCUUUGGAAACGCGACCGCUAAUUGCCAAGCCCCACCUGUGCCGCUCCACCUGGAUCCCCUGUGCCUAUAAAAGGAUUUGCUUUCUAUGUUGUUGGCUGGACUGACUCACCAUCUGAAGAGCAGACAAACUGACAAAGGACGUGACUGUUCCAGCAGCCGGGUUUCCGGCUGCUGGGGGUUUGGGAGAAGAUGUUCGUUUUCCUUGCAUUUAUUUGCCCCAGAGGCUGUGAUAUUAAUUGAGGGAGGUGCUUGGAGGCCAAGUGCAUUCUUCCCUGGCCGGAAGAACAGACACUGCAUAUGGUUCACAUGGUACAUACCCGGUUGGAAGAAAACAAUUGGGAACUUCAGAUGGACUUGGUAUCUGCCAAGAUUUCCACACGGAAGGACAAUGAUAGGAAACAAAUGCCCUUAAACCCUAGGAGAGUAUUUUUUUAAGCUACCAAUUGUGCCGAGAAGCAUUUUAGCAAUUUAUACAAUAUCAUCCAGUACCUUAAGCCCUGAUGUGUAUAGUCAUAUAUUUUGGAUACGCUCCCCCCCUCCAAAAACUGGCUCUGUGUAUGAAACCGAAUCCUCUGGAAUGCGAGGAAGUGAACGUUUCGGUGACUUCUUCGGCACCAGCAAGGCUAGAAUUACCCAGAAGCAUCAGGCCGCCACAAGUGCCUGCUUUUCCGCAAGAGGCUGUAGUGUGAAGUCCUGCCUUGCCCCAGCUCGGAGGCCUCAUGCUGGAACUGAGCCUGGCCGCUCGCUGGCCUGCUCGAGGGGUUUUUAAAUGGAGCAGUGUGGUCUCCCAACGUCUGGAAGCUGACAGAGCUCAGAAUUACACUGUCAAGAAAGAAUCGUAGGAGGCCUGAGCCUGGUACCCUGGGGCCCUCCAGUUAGGCCCUUUUCCACGUGGAGCGUGGAGCCUGGGAGCCAACGCUCCUAAGACAUGUAUCACUUGUAAGAUGUGUAUCACUGUGGAGGGAGGGCAACAGAGGCCCCGCGCCUUUCAUAGCAGAGAGCGGUGGUGAAGGCAAGGGAGUGUGCCACCACUUAACAGAAACGCAAAAGAGAGGAGACAUCGGUGGCCUGUAAGCAGUGCGGCCGCGGAGUGUGCACGUUGGCUGCCCACCUGCCUGUGCAGUUUAGAGCAAGGCUUUAAAAUGACUUUGGGGAGGGUCGUAAAUCCUGAAGGAGGCGUUGAAAUGAGGUGUCAUCGAUUAAUUGACCUAUGUCUAUGGAAUUAGGUUGUAAAACAUUAUCUUGUCAUUGUAGUUUGGUUUUAUUUGAAAACCUGACAGAGGAAAAAAAGAAAAAAAGGUCCCAGGUGUGGAGUGUGGGGAUUAUCUGUACAUCCUGGGCAUUAGAAAAAAAAAAAAAGUGUUGGAAAACUCUAGACAAGUAGUAAAAGAGGUGUAUCUUCAGCUAAUAAACUAGGAAGUAUUUUUUCAAGUUUAGAAAGCCUUGAGACGGUGUCUACACGUGGAAUAACUGUGGCAUUAUUGCAUCAUAAAGCAUUUAUCUGUAUUAACUUUGGAAUGCAAUAUGUUCAAUGUUUAGUGCUGUGGUUGAUAUUUCAAAAGCUGCUUUAAAAAAAAUACAUGCAUCUCAGCAUUUUUUUUUAAUUGUAUUUAGUUAUGGCCUCUACACUAUUUGUUAGCAAAAAUGAUCAUUUUUUCUAAAUUUGAGAUUAUUGCCUCUUAAUUCUUUAAAAGCAUUUCUAAGAAGAUGAGAUAAGCCCUGGGUCUCAGCUACCUGAGAAACCCUGGAGCACGCUGGCCAUGGCCAUGAAGGCGGGCGCUUUGUUUGAACCAAGCUAUGUGCACUUCAUGUCAACACAGUUGUGUAUUGUGAGGGGAGUAUCUGUUGUCCCUUUGACCUUGUUCCUUGAGGGCUUAUUGGUCCCUGGGCAAAUCAGAAUUGAACUCACAUUAUUUAGGAUUGCUUGCCUGUUUGGUUAAACCCAUGAGGUUCAUUCAGGUUGAAAAUCCAGAUGGGAAGUGCCCGGGGGCUAUGGUGGUUUGACCUUUAGAGAGUUGCUUUACCCGGCCUGUUUCCACAGAGACUCACCUGGAGCCCUCCUGCCCUCCUUCUGUAGGGCCUUUUUCCGUGGCUGUCCUUCAUGUUCUUCCUGAAAUGCAGUGGCACUCACGCCCCACACCAAGAAAGCAGGAAACCCCAUGCUAUGAAGCCAGACCUCCCUGGCGGGCCUCAGGGAACAGGACGAUCAGACCUUUGAAUGAUUCUGAUUUUUAAGAGAAAUAUUAUUUUAUGAAAGGUUUACAUUAUCAAAAGUGAUGAAUAUGGAAUAUCAGAUCCUGUGCUGCUAUCCUGCCAAAAUCAUGUUAAUGGAGUCAGUUUGCAGUACACUCCAAGUGGCGAGAUCCUCCAAGCUGCUUUAAAAAAUAACAAUGAAAAAAAUGGACAUUUUUAAUAUAAAGCCGUUUGUCUUUUAUUGUUAUUUUUUUGUUGUUAUUGUUUAAACUGGGAUUUGCAGAAUAUUCUACAAAAUGUAUAUAUAUAUUAAAAACAAAAAAAAAACAAAAACUCAUGGGGGCUACCUUCUGGCUGGUUUCCUUUUGCUGUGGGGUUUUGUUAUCUGGUUUUCAUGGUGAAUGUGCCCAGCCGCCUGACCCCACAACUGUACAGUAUUGUGGCUGCACUCACCCUAACAGUAGUUCUGUUUCAUUUUUCUUGUUGUUAAAAAUAUGUUAGAAGCAAUGAAUGUAUAUAAAAGCUUCAACUAGUUAA